This is a messenger RNA of Lactuca sativa (garden lettuce), 1683 nucleotides long. NCBI's taxonomy places the organism in Eukaryota, Viridiplantae, Streptophyta, Magnoliopsida, Asterales, Asteraceae. The record is from RefSeq and is a predicted model, not a curated record.
AUGUAUUCAUUACAAGAGGUUGGUCAAUGUUCAAACCUAAUACCACUUCAACACAUGGGUCAAAGUUCAAAUCCUGAAACGACUCAACACAUCAAUGGCGGUUUUGAUGAUUAUCGUAGAUACGAGGAGAUGGUUAUCGAAAGCAUGCACCAACCCGAAGCUUCUUAUUAUCAACAAACACCACAACACCCAAAUCUUGAAGCCCAAAAUUUUUAUAAAAUUUUGAAACAAGCGAGUGAGCCUUUAUGGGACGGGUGUACAAAAUCUUCCACACUCUCUGCCACCACUAGAUUAUUGGACUGGAAAUCACAAUCUAAUAUUUCAGACACGUCAUUUGAUAGAUUACUUUCGGUAGUUAAAGACAUUCUACCAAUUGGCGAGAAGCUUCCUAAUAGCUUCUACGAGACCAAGAAAAUGUUGAAGCCACUAAAAUUGCCUUCACAACGAAUUCAUGUAUGUAUAAACCAUUGCAUGCAAUUCAGGGGUCUGUUUGUUGAGCUGGAUCAUUGUGUAGUAUGUGGCGAAAAUAGAUACAAAGACAAAGGGAGGAAGGUUCCUAAUUUGGUCUUGACUUACAUGCCGAUUGGACCGAGACUUCAAAGGCUGUUCUAUUCAAGGAAGACAGCCAAACAUUUAACUUGGCAUUCAGAUCAUCCAGUAGAUCCAGAAAAGAUGAUACAUCCCAGUGAAGGUAAAGCAUGGAAUCAUUUUGAUAGAACCUUUCCUGAUUUUGCAAAAGAGACGCGCAACAUUCGUCUCGGGUUGUGCACCGAUGGGUUUAGUCCUAAUAAUUCAAACACAACUCCCUAUUCAUGUUGGUCGGUGUUUAUCACUGUUUACAACCUACCCCCUUGGUUGGCUUUUAAACAUCAGUACAUACAACUUCCGUUGAUCAUUCCCGGGAAGAAGAGCCCCAGACAGAAUUUGGGUGUUUUUUUACAACCUUUGAUCGACGAGUUGAAGAUGUUGUUCACAGAUGGCAUUGAAACAUAUGAUGCCUAUCGAAUGACCAAUUUUCAGAUGAAGGUGUUACUUUUAUGGACAAUUAGUGACUUUCCUGCUUAUGCAAUGCUAUCCGGAUGGAGCACGCAUGGUACUUUAGCUUACCCUUAUUGCAUGCACCAAACAGAAUCAUUCCGACUUUCCAAUGGACAAAAACUGUGUUGGUUUGACUGUCAUAGAAAACAUCUACCCGAAAGACACAUAUUCCGAAAUGAUACAAUUAAUUUUUUAAAAGGCAAGAAAGUGAAGGGUCAUGAAGUGCCUGUUCCGUACCCAACCGGAGAAUAUAUUUGGGAGAAAAUCCAACAUUUCCCUACUGUAUACAACGGUACUCCUUAUGGUCUAAAUUAUAUAAAACCUCAUGGUUUUGGUAUUACACACAACUGGGUAAAAAAGAGCAUCUUUUGGGAGCUUCCAUAUUGGCGUCACCUGUUGAUCCGACACAACCUCGAUUUGAUGCAUAUCGAGAAGAAUUUUUUUGAAAAUAUGUUUCAGACUUCAAUGGGCACCCCAAAGUCCAAAGACAAUAUAAAGGCAAGAGAGGAUAUUGAGAUGCUUUGUGACCGACCUAUACUAAACCCCAUCAAGGAAAACAAUAGGAAGACUUGGAAGAAGCCUGGAGAUUACACAUUGAAAAAGGAAGAUGUUAAAAAAGAACUGCGUAAACAUCAAAGAUUAUAG